Kluyveromyces marxianus DMKU3-1042 is the source of this 297-nucleotide messenger RNA. RefSeq names its product copper metallochaperone COX17 (gene COX17). Bases 1 to 297 code for a protein of 98 amino acids. The record is from RefSeq and is a predicted model, not a curated record. Lineage: Eukaryota; Fungi; Ascomycota; Saccharomycetes; Saccharomycetales; Saccharomycetaceae. Gene Ontology annotation, cellular component: mitochondrial intermembrane space. The transcript has a single exon. Gene Ontology annotation, molecular function: copper ion binding; copper chaperone activity. Gene Ontology annotation, biological process: mitochondrial respiratory chain complex IV assembly.
AUGCUUACACACUUAGUAAUGAACAAUGUACAACAAAGACCGGAAUCGCUUUCGCUAGACAAGAAAUCAAGCAACACAUACAUACCAAGACACAAUACAAUGCCUGAAACUACCAACACAAACGCCCAAACUCAAACAGAAACAGCAGCCUCCAAGCCAAAGCCAUGUUGUGUGUGCAAGCCAGAGAAAGAGGCCAGAGAUGAAUGUCUUUUGUUCAAUGGCCAGGACAACGGCAAGUGUGAUGAGCUUAUUGCCAAGUACAAGACCUGUAUGAAGGGCUACGGGUUUGACAUUUAA